AGACGAAAGUAACAGCACCCAGGAAGCCGCGGAUAGCGAGGAGAGGCACAAGUCAUAGGAUCCAUCUAGAACUGGCGACGACAUGAGCCAUUUUGCAAGGCAUGGUUUCGAAGGCUCCAAGGCGAACAUGGGGACAUCGUGGGAAACAGCGGUUAGGGAAUGCCAUGGCAGCAGACGUCAGUCCACUUUGCUCGCUGGUGAUGGGAGAGGACGUUUCCAACGCGUAUGAUUUACCGGAAGUCGGGAGAGUCGGCAGUAUCUCCAUUGAGGUUUGGCUCACCGCCGCUGCUAUCGUCUCGUCGUGGGUCUGUGGGGAGCUGGCGAAGGGGGUGGAUUUAGGAAUCGAGAUGUUCCAAAUGCUCGCUUACCUUACUCAGGGAGGGAGGGGGUCUACUUGGACGACAGAAGAGGGAAGGCCGAGACAACUCCAGACGGCAAAGCUCACCCCUGGCUGUGUUUCGUCUUGGGAGCGAAUCGAAGCCUAUUUGUCGUUGUUGUCGUGCAUGUUCCUGUCAUCUGCAGAGGCCAUGCCGGCUGCCGGCGCUUUGAUAAGAGCCUCCUACGAGUUUAGCAUGGGUGCUAUACGGUAUCGUUAUAGGCCUGAGGGUCAAAUCCCACGGUACCAAAGACAGGUCCUUAAGGGGGUAAUCUUUACUUUUCGCUUGCUGGUAUUUCUCAUGUUGAAAGAAGUGCCGGCCGGGAGCGCCAUGUCGAAAUGAGCCGGAGAUGUGAGACCUGGAAUACAGGAGAUGCCAUAGAGA
Messenger RNA from Aaosphaeria arxii CBS 175.79, 761 nucleotides. RefSeq lists its product as uncharacterized. NCBI's taxonomy places the organism in Eukaryota, Fungi, Ascomycota, Dothideomycetes, Pleosporales. The record is from RefSeq and is a predicted model, not a curated record. The transcript has a single exon. The coding region runs from base 102 to 719 and encodes 205 amino acids.